GAGAAAAAUACCUUUCACAAUUAUUAUUUUUAUUUGAUCUUUCUCUGUGCAAAACCAGAGAAAUUGAUGAGAAGGAGAAGAAAAAGAAAAGAUGGCGUGCAAGUGUGGAGGCUACUACUACACUUUGAACGCAAAAGCGAGCUUCGAUCGCGACUUGACCAAAACGAGGAAGUUUCAUCUCCGGAACGUUUCGGUGAUCCGCAUCUUCACCAGCGGCUUCUUCCGCAGUAAAUGGCGAUCCAUUGCCGGUAAACGUCGCAUCUUGAGCAUGGACGCUCGAGAGAAAUCGAGAUCAACGAUAUUGGAAUCAUCAAAAGAUAAGAGGGUGCCUAUUUUUGUAAUGAUGCCUGUGGAUAUAUUCACUCUUGAUGCCUCUGGGUGUCUGAGGAUUAGAAAACUCAAGGCCUUAACUGUAUCUCUAAAAGCACUCAAGUUGGCAGGUGUUCAUGGAAUUGGAAUUGAAGUCUGGUGGGGAAUAGUGGAGCGUUUUUCACCUUUUGGCUAUGAUUGGUCUCUGUAUGAAGAACUUUUUAAAUUGGUUUCUGAUUCAGGGUUGAAGUUGCAUGUUGCUUUGUCUUUUCACUCAAAUAUUCACUUGUCUACUGGAAAAGGGGGUUUGAGUCUUCCACUGUGGAUUUUGGAGAUUGGUGAUGUAAAUAAAGAUAUAUAUUAUAGAGAUCAACAUGGGUUCUCCAACAAUGAUUAUCUCACACUUGGGGUGGAUCACAUUCCUCUGUUAUCUGGCCGGACUGCGCUCCAGUGUUAUGAAGAUUUCAUGCUUAGUUUUGUUAACAAAUUUGAAUCCUUUAUUGGAAAUGUAAUUGAAGAAAUAAGCAUUGGUCUUGGUCCAUCUGGAGAACUUAGGUAUCCUGCUCAUCCUUUUGGUGACGGUAGAUGGAAAUUUCCUGGCAUUGGUGAAUUCCAGUGCUAUGAUAAGUACAUGAUGGAGGACUUAAAGAUGGCUGCAUGCCGAGAAGGAAAGCCUCAAUGGGGGGACAAAGGGCCACAGAAUGCUGGUUGUUACAACAGCGUUCCAUCAGGGGUGCCAUUCUUUGAAGAGGGAAAGGAGAACUUUCUAUCUGAUUAUGGCCGUUUCUUCCUGGAAUGGUACAGUGGUAGGCUAAUUUGUCAUGCAGAUGCCAUUCUUGCGAAAGCUGCAAAGAUACUGAAAAAAUACCAAGAAAAUGAGCAAACUUCUGUUGUGUUGGUGGCUAAAAUUGGUGGAAUUUAUUGGUGGUACCAGACUCUAUCACACCCUGCUGAACUUACUGCUGGUUACUACAACACUGCCCUCAGAGAUGGCUAUGAUCCAGUCUUCUCAGUGUUGUCUCGCCAUGGAGCUGCUUUGCAUAUUCCCUUACCUUGCAGCUGCUUAGAGAUGAUGGACAGUGAAACCCCACCAACCUAUCUCUGCAGUCCUGAAGGAUUACUGAACCAGAUGCAGUCUGUUUCAAAGAAAAGGAUAGUUAACUUGAUUGGAAGAAAUACAACCGAACGACUUGACAAGACUGGACUAUGGAAAAUCCGUUUGAACUGUUACAAUCCCCAAGCAGAAGUUGUAAGGUCAUUUACUUAUUUCAGAAUGACUGAUAGUAUAUUUAGGGUUGAAAAUUGGAAUAACUUUGUACCUUUUGUCAGAAUGAUGAGCACCGAUUUGUAAUAUCCUGUUUCAAACUCACGAUUUUACUAAGCUCA
Molecule: messenger RNA, 1695 nt
Organism: Hibiscus syriacus
Lineage: Eukaryota; Viridiplantae; Streptophyta; Magnoliopsida; Malvales; Malvaceae
Product: inactive beta-amylase 4, chloroplastic-like
Exons: 10
Coding region: 92-1660 (522 amino acids)
Biological process (GO): polysaccharide catabolic process
Molecular function (GO): beta-amylase activity
Source: RefSeq, a predicted model, not a curated record